Messenger RNA from Sinocyclocheilus anshuiensis, 1536 nucleotides. It is a transcript of the gene cant1b, whose product is annotated as calcium activated nucleotidase 1b. The transcript is spliced from 5 exons. Gene Ontology annotation, biological process: proteoglycan biosynthetic process. Bases 104 to 1357 code for a protein of 417 amino acids. NCBI's taxonomy places the organism in Eukaryota, Metazoa, Chordata, Actinopteri, Cypriniformes, Cyprinidae. Gene Ontology annotation, molecular function: GDP phosphatase activity; UDP phosphatase activity; calcium ion binding. The record is from RefSeq and is a predicted model, not a curated record.
AGGGUUCAGUAUUUGCCUCGUCACUGCGGCUCAGUGAUCUCAGAAGAUGAUGACAGAGGAGCGCUGGGAGAAACUGAUAAUAAAACACACUCGCACUGAAUGAAUGAGACAAACACCAGACAUGAGGGCCAGAAAGAAAGAGAGCUGUGACCCGAUGCGGGUUUCCGUUCAUGGUGUCUCCAUGUUCUCCUCCAUCACCAGCUUCAUCUCCGACCCACGUUUCCGCUUCCGAUGGCGAGCCAUCACGGUGGCAACCCUCCUGGCUUUGGCCGUCUUCAUGUACCUGCACCAAACGUCAUCAAGCUCCACUGACAGCAAAGUUAGCGGUCAGCGCUCGUGGCGAUCCAGCCGAGACGUGUCAGGCGCAGAGUCAGGCAUGAUGGCCGCGGCUGAAUCAGUGGACUCGCGUUAUAACGACACGUACCCGCUCAGUCCACCGGAACACACGGCUAGCGGGAUCCGUUACCGGAUCGGAGUCAUAGCGGACCUGGACACGAACUCACACAGCCAGAAGGACAACACGUGGUUCAGCUUCCUGAAACGAGGCCACCUGCUGGUGUCCGACAGCGGGGACAGCGUGUCUAUGGAGUGGGAUCCGGAGAUGGUGGUUCUGGAGAGUCAUCUGUCGGAGAAGGGCCGCGGCAUGGAGCUGUCCGAGCUGGUGGCAUUUAACGGGCACCUGUACAGCGUGGACGACCGUACGGGCGUGGUGUACCGGAUAGAGGGCAACAGAGCCGUGCCCUGGGUCAUCCUGCCGGAUGGAGACGGCAGCGUGUCUAAAGGUUUUAAGGCAGAGUGGUUGGCGGUGAAAGACGAGCGUCUGUAUGUCGGUGGUCUCGGGAAGGAGUGGACGACUAUCACCGGCGAGUUCGUCAAUCACAACCCCGAGUGGGUGAAGGUGGUUGGUUUCCAUGGGGACGUGGAGCACGAGAACUGGGUGCCGCGGUAUAACACACUCAAGAAAGCAGCAGAUAUCAAACCGCCAGGUUAUCUCAUCCACGAGUCGGCCGUGUGGAGCGAGCGUCUCCAGCGCUGGUUCUUCCUCCCUCGCCGCGCGAGCUCCGAACGCUACGAGGAAACAGCAGACGAGCGCCGCGGCACGAACCUCAUCCUGAGCUGCUCGCCGGACUUCAGUCAGAUCUCAGCGUCGCGCGUCGGGCCGCUCAAACCCACGCUCGGCUUCUCCUCCUUCAGAUUCAUCCCAGACACAGACGACCAGAUCAUACUGGCACUCAAAUCAGAGGAAGACGCAGGACAAAUCGCUACAUACAUCACGGCCUUCACGCUGGAUGGACGAAUCCUGCUGCCUGACACAAAGAUCGGAGACGUCAAAUAUGAAGGACUGGAGUUCAUAUAGACAGCCUUCAAAACAGCAGAACGGCUGUGCAGGCAUCCGUUACCCAUAAUGCAAUGAAACGGCAGCCAGUAUAUUUUCAGAGACAUGUUUAUAUGCUGUAUGCAGUAGCGCUGCGACGAUAAAUGUGACCCUGCAGCACAAAAGCAGUGUUAAGUCGCUGGGGUAUAUUUGUAGCAAUA